AGAACACAACACCUCAGCUUUCAAGUUUCAAGUCUCGGUCAACAAUUGUGGUUCAAAUUAUACAGUACCCUCCACCAACAAGAUUCCAAUUUUGAUUCCAAAUCCGCAAUUUCAACAACACCCAGAAAUUGUUUACGCCCCAAUCUCUUCAAAUUCACACCUGGGUACCUCAGGAUUUUGGGUUUGUUCCCUUGCAGCCAUGAAUUUCAGGAGCCUGGAAGAUUUCUGGGCCUUUUACAUGAACCAGCACUCCAAGGCUUCCACAAGGCGCUGGCACUUCGUAGGAACUCUCUUUAGCAUUCUCUUCUUCUUUUGUUCUGUCUUCUUCAGUUGGUGGUUCUUGUUCCUUGUCCCUUUCUCUGGCUAUGGAUGUGCCUUCUACAGUCACUUGUUCGUUGAGAGGAAUUUCCCAGAGACUUUGAGACACCCCUUUUGGUCCCUCUUGUGUGACUUCAAGAUGUUCGGGUUCAUGCUCACUGGCAACAUGGAUAGGGAGAUCAAAAGGCUGGGGAAGAGACCUGUGCUGCAAGUGUUUUGAUUUUGGUGUAAGCUUAUGACUUUGAUUUGAUUUUUUGAAUAAAAUUUGAAAGUUGAUUUUCGAUUUAUUUUUUAGAAUAAAGUUUUAAUUAUUUUAGUAAGUUACUUGGGUAUGUGUGCAUGAUUCUGCUAUAUGUUAUUGCUGAAUGAUCCCAGUAUGCGUAUGAUGCUCCAAUUUGAUGGAGUGUGGUGUGAGUGAUUUUGGGGAGGCAUCAUAGAUGAAUAGGCAUGUGAAGCUAAAGAGGAUUGGAUGAAUGUGGUUUAACUUGUGUGCUGCUAUACAUAGAUGUAAUGCCUACAACCUCUGUAGGGAUAAAACAAUGAAAAUUAUCGAGGAGAACAAUGUGCAGAAUAAUUUUACUCAUGUUUUAAA
Messenger RNA from Vigna radiata var. radiata (mung bean), 910 nucleotides. RefSeq lists its product as uncharacterized. The record is from RefSeq and is a predicted model, not a curated record. The transcript has a single exon. NCBI's taxonomy places the organism in Eukaryota, Viridiplantae, Streptophyta, Magnoliopsida, Fabales, Fabaceae. The coding region runs from base 200 to 538 and encodes 112 amino acids.